AGAGAGGCAGCUGGUCCCGAGUUCAGGACUAGGGGUCCCCUUAGCUCCUCAGAUCCUGCAGAAUCCCACCUCUGCCCCAGUGGGAGCCAAGGCCUGGUCGCCAGAGGGGCUGUCCACCGGCAGGAGGCUGUGUGCAGGAUCCACGCCUCCCAGGCUGGCGAGCGGGAAGCGCCCCGGGGUUGCGCUCGCGCGGGGCCGGCCCCUGCCCUGCCCCUAGCCCGCAGCGGCGCGAGUGGAACCGCAUCCCGCUCUUUCGUUUUCGUUUCCCGGAAGGAUAGCGAUUACCGGAGCGCCUGGCGCCCCUGCCCGCCUGCGGGGGACCCGGGCGCACACGCCUUGGCGCUUCUCGAAAGACAUUUCCUCCCACGCGACCUUCCAGUUCUCGGAGCCAGGUUAGGGGUUUGGGGGAGGAGGACUAGGAGCGCGGGCCUAGGGCCCCAGCAGCCACAGCCGGGGAAGCGCUCACGACAGAAAGCCAGUGGCUUCCUCACCUCCACCUGUAAUGCAGGAGGGAGAAUUGGCUGGUUCUCCUAUAAGCCCUGUGGCAGCCAUGCCUCCCCUAGGCACCCACGUGCAAGCCAGAAGUGAAGCUCAAAUUAACCUGCUGGGUGAAAGGGGGAUCUGCAAGCUGCCGGGAAGACUCCGCAUCCAGCCCGCACUGUGGAGCAGGGAGGACGUGCUGCACUGGCUGCGCUGGGCAGAGCAGGAGUACUCUCUGCCAUGCACCGCGGAGCACGGGUUCGAGAUGAAUGGACGCGCCCUCUGUAUCCUCACCAAGGACGACUUCCGGCACCGCGCACCCAACUCAGGUGACGUCCUGUAUGAGCUGCUCCAGUACAUCAAGACUCAGCGGCGAGCCCUUGUGUGUGGGCCUUUUUUUGGAGGGGCCUUCAGGCUGAAGAUGCCCACCCAGCACUCUCCAGUCUCCCUGGAAGAGGUGACUGGCCCUUCUCAGAUGGACACCCGAAGUGGUCACCUGCUGCAGCCACCAGACCCAGGGCUUACCAGCUCCUUUGGCCAUCUGGAUGACCCUGGCCUGGCCAGGUGGACCCCUGGCAAGGAGGAGUCCCUCAACUUAUGUCACUGUGCAGAGCUCACCUGCAGGACCCAGGAGGUCUGUGCCUUCCCUGCGAUGCCACAGGCCCCCAUUGACGGCAGGAUUGCUGACUGCCGGCUGCUGUGGGAAUACGUGUAUCAGCUGCUCCUUGACCCCCGGUAUGAGCCCUACAUCAGGUGGGAAGACAAGGACGCCAAGAUCUUCCGGGUUGUGGAUCCAAAUGGGCUCGCCAGACUCUGGGGAAAUCACAAGGGCCACAAAGGGAACACUUUUGAGAGUGACAGGAUGGAAGAUCUUCAGGCUCUGCCAUCUGCCUGGCAUUCACCCCUUCAGCGGGACAGUCAGGACGAUCAAAGACCACUCUCACUGGAUUUAUGCCCCCUCCAAAUCCCGGAUGAUCUCAUCUUGAAAUCCUUAAUUAUGUCUGUGAAGACCCUUUUUUUCCCAAUCAGGUCACAUUCACAGGUUCUGAGCAUUAGGAUUUGGACAUAUCCUGUUGGGGCCGUUCUUCCGGCCAUGACCGAGAGGGACCCGACACAGCUGAGCCCAGUUGCUGCUCUCCUUCCCUCAAGCUACGGUGAUUAAUUAGUCAUGGCUGUGGCGUGAUGGCGGCCAACCUCUCCUUGCCUAACCUUUCAUGUAACCUCGUAUCUGUAAAAGAGGUCCCAGCUCCAGAGGCCUCAAUUACAUCCUUUUGAUGCAGGGCAGGUGAACCUAAUAUUGGGGCUUAGCCCAGGAAGGUUCUUGGCUCUGCCCCAAAAAUAAUCCAAAGUCAAGCUGGUGGUGUUAAAACAGCAAAUUUUAUUGAAGCUACAGUGUACAUCACCAGCAGAGGUCCUGCUCCCUGCAGAGCAGGGCUACCCCAUUGGCAGCGUUCCCAGAGCAGCAGCUGAGAGGCAGGACUGCAUUUAUAUUUAUACCCACUUGCAUUAUAUGCAAAUUAAGGGGCAGAUUAUGUAGAAAUUUCUAGAAAAAGAGUGGUAACUUCCAGGUCACCAGGUAGUUGUCAUGGAAAGGGGCAAUAACUUCCGGGUGUUGCCAUGGCAAUGGUAAACUGACAUGGCACACUGAUGGGCGUGUCUUAUGGAAAGCGGCUUCGCUCUGUCCUGGUUUUACCUAGUCCACAAUUUGGCCUGGCGUCCAAGCCCCGCCUUGGCAGUUGAAUCCUGACUCCUAGGACUCAACUUACUGUCAGUCAGUUCACACCUGGCUGGAGGGUGGAUAUAAUGGGGCCCAUUUGCAGAAGAAACUGUGAUGCUCAAUGGAAAGAGAAGUAGAUGGGCAUUUGGGGCAGACAGUUAACUCCUUCUGGAAUCCUCUCUCCUCCUCUGUGCUCAUAGUCAUUCCCAGGCCUGUGCUGGUGGGGAAAUCCCUCCACAUUCCCCAAGUGUCAGGGCUUGAACUGGAUUUGCUCAGUCUCCAGAGAGCUGGAGCCACAGCUUCACUGUGAGAGAGGAGGCCUGGCCGUGCAGCUGGAGUUUCUCUGUGAUACUGAGAGGGCCCAAUGUGUGAAACCCAGAGUGGAUGGAAAGGAAUCUUUCCGUGAGGAAGAGUGACCUGGAAACUAUCACUGUGGCAUGUACUCCUGGAAUCAAACAGCCUUUGACAAAAAGGGCCUGUUUCUAUAAUUUACCUGGUUGGGGACAGAGCCAGAGAAACACUGGUAACUAAUUUUCUUUUUUUCUUUCAGACCAAAUCUCGCUCUGUCACCCAGGCUGGAGUGCAAUGGCA
This is a messenger RNA of Cercocebus atys (sooty mangabey), 2788 nucleotides long. RefSeq names its product ets variant 7 (gene ETV7). The record is from RefSeq and is a predicted model, not a curated record. Bases 503 to 1642 code for a protein of 379 amino acids. Gene Ontology annotation, cellular component: nucleus. NCBI's taxonomy places the organism in Eukaryota, Metazoa, Chordata, Mammalia, Primates, Cercopithecidae. The transcript has 8 exons. Gene Ontology annotation, molecular function: sequence-specific DNA binding; DNA-binding transcription factor activity, RNA polymerase II-specific. Gene Ontology annotation, biological process: cell differentiation; regulation of transcription by RNA polymerase II.